AUGAUGUUAUCUCCUGUCUGCCUGCCUACCUGCCUAAUCUGCCUACCUGGGCACCUCUGGGGGCGAAGAGCGGCGCUGGAGGCCCUGGCGGACGUCAUGGCGGCGGCGCUUCAGGCCGUACGGGCGGCGGCAGCGGCGGGGUUGCCAACCCCGCCGCCACCGCCAGCGGGUACCGUACCGGGGGCAGCAGCAGUAGAAACAGCAGCAGCAGAUUCCGCCGCCGAUGCCGCCGUCAUGGACGCUGCUGUUGAACCGCCCCCAGCUGCAGGGGCAGCAGCGGCGGCGGCGGCGGCGGCAGCGGCGGUGCUACACGAGCCUCGCUGUGACGCGAUCCAUUUGACCGCGACCGCAAUAUCCGCCUUGUACGGCAGGUGCCCGGACGCCGCCGCCGUCGCGGCCGCGGCUAGACUGCUCGGCUGCUGCCUGCAGGUUCAGCUCCGCCUGCCGCCUGGCCCUUCGCCGCCGCCGCCGCCGCCGCCAUCCGCUUUGGUGAAACUGGGAGUCCUGGUUCCCCCAGCCGUGGCGACGGUCGGCCUUGGGCAGACGAUGGCGGAGCGCGGUGGUGUGACGCCGCCAGCCCGGUGGCGACCCACGGGUCUGUCUGAGGCAGCGGGAUGGGAGGCCCUCCUGGAGCUGCGUCGGCACCCACAUCCACUAGUACGAACGGCCUGUCUAGUUGCCGUACAGCAGGCGUGCAUUGCGGCGUCGGCGGCGUCAUCCACAUGGACAUGCCGCGGCGGCGGAGGCGGCGGAGGCGUUACGGAUCCACAGCCGUCGGUUCCAGACCUGCUUGAUCCUGCAGCCGCCGCCGUCGCCUACGCCGCCGCCGCCGCCGGGCUGGAGGACGACGCGGAAGAGCCUCGCGCCGCCGCCGCCGCCCUCAUCUCCGCACUUGCCGUACUGGUUCCGGAUAUGCCGUACGGCACACAUUUCGGCGUGGCGGCUCGCUUGGUGGACGAUGCCUUCAUGCGGCUAUGUGCGCUGGUCGCCGACCCACAGCGGGGCCUGAGGCUGCAGGCGUUACAUGCACUGGGGGGGCUUCAUGCAGCCAGCCUUCGCGUCAAGCUGCAGGCUCUCAGCAAAAAGACGACGCUGCGGGUGGCGGUGGUGGCGUCGCCGCCGCCACCGCCGGCGACAGGAACGGGGAUGAUGGAGACAGCUGUAGGUGGCGGCGGCGGCGCCGGAAGUACGGCAGGAGGCGGCGGUAAAGCUGGGUCCAAGAGGGCGGCAGCUGAUCUGGUCGCCACCACACCCGCCGCCGCCGCCGCUGGCAGCGGUGGCGGCGGCGGCGCCGCCGCCCCCACUCACGCCGCUAGUGCCGCCGCCACCGUCAAGCGCCUGACCACCUCUGCCUGGGAGCCUCAGUCUUGGCUGGUCGGCGCCAGGGGUGGGCCCAGAUCAAGACCUGCCGUACCUGGAUCUGGAUCCACGUCAGGCCCUGGCAGCGCCGCCGCCGCCGCCGCAUCGUCUAAUGACUUAACCCUGCUGGAAAACGCCGUCGGGGCGUUCGUACUCGGCAGUGAGGACGAGCACUGGGAGGACGCGGCUGGUGAUAUCGGUAUCGGUAUCGGUAUCGGUAUCGGUAUCGGUAUCGGCUCUUCAAUGUCGCAACAGGUACGAGUCGCAACACUAGAUGCCAUGACGCGGCUGGCAGAGUACGAAUACCGGGCAGCAGCUGCCGCCGCCACAGCGGCAGUAGCUGGAGCGCCGCCAGCAAUAGCAGCAGCUGGAGCAGCAGCAGGAGCAGGAGCAGGAGCAGGAGCAGGAGCAGCAGCAGGAGCAGGCGUGUCGGGGUCAGCAGCCGGGGGUGCGACGGGGCGGGGUGACGAAGGCAGUGCUGGUGGUACGGCGGCAGCCAGCCUUUCCGUACGAAUCGGCGGGAUUGGAGGCUCGGCGGGGUCCAGGAUUGCCUCGGGGGUCGGAAAUGUGGAAGCCGCCGCCAGCAUAUGCGCGGCACUCGUCGACGCACUUUUGGACGAGCUUCCCGAAUUGUCCAGGCGCUGCGCCGAUGCAUCGCAACCAACCCUUCGGCGGCCGCCGCCGCCAGCAUGCGAGACCUGGCGCCGCCGCCACAGGAGCUGGGGACGGCGGCGACGGCGGCUACGGCAACAGCCACGCAAGGGGCGACGGCAGCGGUGAUGGCGGCGACGGCGACGGCGACGGCGACGGCGGACCAGCGGGCGACACUGCGCCAUCUGCGUUCCGAUACGGUGCUGCGGCUGCUGGUGCUGGCGGGAGCGCAUGCCGUACAACCGGACACGGUAGCGGCGGCGUUGCCGCCGUACUUGUCGGCGCCGCUGCUGGUGGCGGUCGCACGGCUGUACAGACCUUAAUGCGGGCUAACGUUGCACAGCGGGCUGACGGACGCGACACGGAAUGUCUGUAUGUAUGUACGUGUAUACAGAGAACGUUGAAGAACCCGCGACGGGAGUGUACGGAUGCCCGUUGUUGCGGCAAGUUCUUCGCGAGUUAGGCCCUAAGUAUACAACCAGACGCGCGGACGAUACCAGGAUGGUGCGCCUGACUGCGCAGUUUUCGUCGGAAGAUAAUUUUGAUAACUCUAAAGUACGUUUAAGAGUUCUGGCGUGAUCCUCUGACUUGUUUGUAAGUAAGAUGAGG
Volvox carteri f. nagariensis is the source of this 2619-nucleotide messenger RNA. RefSeq lists its product as uncharacterized. Bases 1 to 2139 code for a protein of 712 amino acids. Lineage: Eukaryota; Viridiplantae; Chlorophyta; Chlorophyceae; Chlamydomonadales; Volvocaceae. The record is from RefSeq and is a predicted model, not a curated record. The transcript is spliced from 8 exons.